CCAACAAUUUUGCAACAGCUUUACAUAAACGCGUGUCGGACAGGGGUCUGGAGUUAGCGGAGGCGGUCGACACGUAGGCUUCGUGCAUUUCAUUAAGGACAACUCAAUCUAAAGUGUAAAGGCUAGAACCUAUAGGUGGCAACAAAAAUAUCAGUCCGCUUUUCUUUUCUCAGUUGGCUCCUUCAUAGCAAUCUGAACGGCACGUUUGGCCCAUUUGUGUUAUUGUAUAUGAAGCAAAUACAAACUCUCGGUCGCAUACUAGCUCCCACUUCAAAUUCUAUCCUUGCUGCAUCAACGUAAGAGGAGGAAAUUGCACAGUCGUCGUACUCUUCAGAUUAGUCCAGAAAAUCUGCACAGGAUAUUUUAUUCCUGACAAAAGAGAGAUUGUUAUAAGAACCACCAGGUGGUUGCUUAAUCUUGCAAGUUAGAUCAACAAUGGAGUAUCAGUCAGCUGAAGUUUUGCAUGAUAAAAGUGGAACAUGUACAAGAAGUAAAGUAUCCCAAUCUAAAAAUACUAAGGUCGAUUUGGAAGGUGUUCCAAAAUUAUCCAUCCCCAAAUCUCAAAUAAACAAUGAAAAACUUAAAUUAGGUGAUCAGGACUGCAGGGAGUUUUUUUCACAAGGUGCACUUCUGGGAGAUGUUGGUAUCUCUGGGGAUGUAAAUAUGGAGGCCACAAUAACACCUGAUGAUGUUAUUCGCGCUGGGGGUUUUGGGGCAAGAGAUGAUAUAAGUAGUUUUCUUCCUGUUGCUAGUGAUUCAACUGAUUUUGAAGCUUCAAUCCGUGAUGCCCAAGAGUAUGAGCAACUACAGGAAGAAAUACGCAGGCCAGGUCUAGGCUGGACAGAGAAAUCAGGGAAACAGUAGCCUUGUCUGUAUCUUACUAAGUGAGUCACUGGCAUCAUCUCUUUUUUCUUUUUAUUUUUAUUUUUUUUUCAAGAUAUCUCCUUCUUUUAGGACAUGAUGAUUUCUUCUAACAUGUUAUUAUAUGGUUGGACUGAGGAAUUUCAGGUUUUGAAUAGCAUUGCCUUGUAUCUUUAAAAGAUCUGGAAAUUAUUUAGUCUAUGAAAGUAAAAGAAAAUAACUACA
Mangifera indica (mango) is the source of this 1086-nucleotide messenger RNA. RefSeq lists its product as uncharacterized. Bases 436 to 864 code for a protein of 142 amino acids. Lineage: Eukaryota; Viridiplantae; Streptophyta; Magnoliopsida; Sapindales; Anacardiaceae. The transcript is spliced from 5 exons. The record is from RefSeq and is a predicted model, not a curated record.